GGUUAAUUAAAUAAAUGGGUACUAAAAGAAAGAGAGUGAUAAUGCAGGCAGGAUCCCUUUUGAAUCCGAUCUUUAGAUACAUUUUGAAGAUGAAUUUCGUUGCCAAUCCCACUGAUAUUCAUGGCACAAGGCUACUGAGGUUUAUUUAAUGAGCAUUCCCCUUUUUUAGACACUUGCAAUAUUAAACUAUGAAUCUUAAUAAGAAAUUGCACCAGCCUAACUUUGAAUCCACUUACAGAGAGUCAGUCGAAUGCAUUUCAAGUAAAUGGGAAAUCAAAUUCGGUAUGUGCUUCUGAUUAUUCCAAGUGAAUGGGUGGGAGAGAACAUUCUACAUGAAAUACGCAGACAUGUCGACUCUGCAUCAAACUAUAAGGCAAUACAAUCAUUUCAUCGAAGGUCAAAGGGCUCUUCAAGGCGAGGAUGAUGAACCCGAUGAUACCCUAUUAUAAUAUUGAAUAAAAUAUAUAGAGAGAAUUAUCAG
Molecule: messenger RNA, 481 nt
Organism: Paramecium octaurelia
Lineage: Eukaryota; Ciliophora; Oligohymenophorea; Peniculida; Parameciidae
Source: the annotation of a GenBank genome assembly